UGCUGGGGACGUCGGACCCCGACUGGCACCAGGGGCAGGGUGCCCACCCUGGGCGGGGAGAGGUGCCGGCGGAGAGUCGGGCCAUGGCUCGGAAGUGUGAACCUUGUGGGUGCUCCUUUCAGCACCAAAACUGGCACAGCCCGGGUCGGUUUCGGUUUUGGAAGAGCUGUUCCCAGCGGGUGCAGGGAGGCCCCGGACCGGGCGAGAGUGAUGGCUUCCCCAGUUGCGAGUGGAAAAGUUUCCGGCGCCUGCUCGGCCAUGGCGCACUGCAGGGCCCAGCGCACUGGGUCUCGGUCCCGGGCGGGCCUGCCCAGUUGUUCGCUGGUUGGAGCGUCUGGUGUGUGUGGCCCAGGUGUGCCGUAGGUGACUCUGCGAGGGCCGACGCGACGCUCUGGGAUAGAGGGGACUGGGAGCGAGAGGCAGCAACCUCCCGUCAGCCGAACCAGGAGGUUUUUGUAUGGGUGGAGAAGACAGUUGCUGGAAGUGGAAGUGACAAAAUACUUUUUAGGAUGUUUGAAAAUGAAGAAAAAGUGAAAUUACGCCGUCUUGAACCAGCUAUUCAGAAAUUCACUAAGAUAGUAAUCCCAACAGAUCUGGAAAGGUUACGAAAGCACCAGAUAAAUAUUGAGAAGUAUCAACGGUGCAGAAUCUGGGACAAGUUGCAUGAAGAGCAUAUCAAUGCAGGACGUACAGUUCAGCAACUCCGCUCCAAUAUUCGAGAAAUGGAGAAGCUUUGUUUGAAAGUCCGAAAGGAUGACCUGAUACUUCUAAAGAGAAUGAUAGAUCCUGUUAAAGAAGCAGCUUCAGCAGCCACAGCUGAAUUUCUCCAACUCCAUUUGGCAUCUGUUGAAGAACUUAAAAAACAAUUUAAUGAUGAAGAAGCUUUAUUACAACCUUCUUUGACCAGAUCCAUGACUGUUGGUGGAGCAAUUCACACUCCUGAAGCUGAAGCUGAAGCUGAUUCUCAGAGUUUGACUCAGAUAUAUGCAUUGCCUGAAAUUCCUCGAGAUCAAAAUGCUGCAGAAUCAUGGGAAACCUUAGAAGCGGACUUAAUUGAACUUAACCAACUGGUCACUGAUUUCUCUCUCCUAGUGAAUGUGGAAAGACUUCAUGGUCAAUCAAACCAUAGUAUAAUCUUAUUCUUAAAACAUAAAAAUUUAUGCUUAUUGGAUCAAGGACAUGUUACUUCUAAGUCUCAGCAGGAAAAGAUUGACAGCAUUGCAGACCAUGUCAACACUGCCGCUGUGAAUGUUGAAGAGGGAACCAAAAACUUGGGGAAGGCUGCAAAAUACAAGCUGGCAGCUCUGCCUGUGGCAGGUGCACUCAUCGGAGGAGUGGUAGGGGGUCCGAUUGGCCUCCUUGCAGGCUUCAAAGUGGCAGGAAUUGCAGCUGCACUUGGUGGUGGGGUGUUAGGCUUCACAGGUGGAAAAUUGAUACAAAGAAGGAAACAGAAAAUGAUGGAGAAGCUCACUUCCAGCUGUCCAGAUCUUCACAGCCAAACUGACAAAAAAUGCAGCUAAAAACCAGACUUUGGUAUUAUUGGCACCAACAUAUUGAUCCUAAUAAGCACCUUGCUGCUUUUGGACACUCAGUCAGCUUUUGGAACACUGCAAAUCAGGACAGUGGCUCUGGAUGCCCAAAUGUGAUUGAACCGUGAUAACAGAUGUAUUUUUUUUGCUGGGUGUUGGAGACUUUAGGGAUCGAGGAGCUUAGACUGUGUAGUGUUUAGUCAGGUCAAAUUUAAAGACUGCCAAGGAGCAAAUUUUCUGCCUGCAAAUGUGAAAAAUGAACUUAAAACUGGGUGAAGGACUUAUGAUAUGUCCUUGAAUUGGAGACCUUAGGACUCAGUGUAUUUGUAGAUUACUCAGGAGUGUUGGAGAAGAACAGGAGUUCAGAAGCCUUUCUGUCAGAGAGGGAAUUCAAGACUAAACUAGGGGCACAGAUGAACUGCAAGAUGGAAUCUAUUUGGUGAACCUGAUUGUAGUUUGAACCAACUUACAUUAUUAUUAGGUGAAGGAAAGUAAUAGUAUAAGAAAAUGAAAGGGGGCCUAACGUCUCUUUCAUAUGUCUUUGUGACACUGGCUACUUUUCAGAACUCUUCCUCUGCCUCUCUUUAAAUGAAAAACACUAAAUACCAAGUGGUAGGGAACAUAUUAAGCCAGUCACCAAGCUCACUGUGUCAGCCUGUCUCCCACCACCUCAACCAUCUAGUGCCCUUUGUUUUCCCUCCCUGGUAACUUUGAAAAGCUUUUCAGUUUGUGGGGUGAAUUAUACUCAUAUGUAAUGAGCACUUUUCUCAUCAUUUGCCUUUUUAGUAUUAUUUGCCAUCUCUAUUUACCCCUUCCUGUAACCUUUAAGUUUAAAAAGAAGGAAACAAAAGGAAAACUUCCAAAUAUUUCCAGCAUUGUUAGAGUUUGGGCUAACAAUGAGGAAGGUCGAAAAUCAUGAGACCAUAUCCUGGUGUACUUUCUAGUUUUGAGGGGUUGAUGUAUCCACUACACAAGGGGCCUCUGAUCCUGUAUCAUUUUCAACUGGCCUUUGGGGAAGCAAAGAACUAGCUUUCUACCUCAACCACCAUUACUACUAUCCCUUCCCCAGGCUUCUUUAUCUCGUAUACUUUCUACAUUUGCUGUUUCUUCCCAAGAAUGCCUUUUACGCUUAAUUUUUCUCACAUUCUUUGGAGUGACAAAGCCCGGUGCCAAGACUCAGUCCCAAUAAAGGAUUUGUGGUGCUAAUACCAACCCUUGACACUGACAUCAAGCAUGGUACAGCCCAACCCCAUGUCUGUCUUCAAACAGAAAGAUUUCACACUUAGAAAAAAAAAACUAAGAUUACAAGCAGUCUCACUCUGUACCCCUAACUCAUUUGAAAUAGGAAGGAAACACCUUUUUGCCUUAUUCUUUACUUUUUUCAGAGGACAAGAAUGGGCAUCUGCCCCUCAAAAGGUAUGAGCAGUUGCCCAGGCUGAGCUUACGAGGAGAUCGAGUGGUUUAUCACUUAGCUUCUCCCUUACUGAGGCUGCUUUAGAUAACUGUUUGCUACCUUUCACUUCUGUCUAAAGAUAUCUCUUUCAUAUUUUUGCAUCUCAUCAAUGAAUUCUAAAUGUGACAAAGCACCAUUUCUUAUUGUCAUUAAAUAACUGGCAAAUAGCAAACCUGCUUACUUAUAUCUUUAAUACAAAAGACAAACUGAGUAAGGGUCAGAUUCUGAUCCAGUAUCUGAUACUGGACAGCUGUAAAGUUGGGAUAAUUACUUUUUUUUUUUUUCCAUUCUGGGAAUUGGACUCUGGGCCUGCACACUGAGCUACAUCCCCAGUCAUUUUUUUUUAAUUUUUGAGACAGGGUCUUGCUAAGUCAUUAAGUUGUCCAGGCUCAAACUCGUAAUUUUUCUGUCUUGGUUUCCCAGAGUGCUGGGAUUACAGGUAUGGCGAGCAUGCCCAGCUUGCUACCCACUUUUUCCUAAACUUUGGUCUUUGCUGUCCCUUCAACCAGCUGUUCAAACCUGAGUGAGGAUCAGAACUCACCCAGAUGUUUAUUUAAAACAAGAUUCUUGUACCUCAGUUGCAGGGAUGAUUCUGAUAUAGCUAGUCCAACCUAGUUGGCUGAAAUUAUAAAUUUAAGAUACAGUUACCUCAAGAUGCAGUUGUGUCACUUAAUUUUGUAGUUUCCAGUAUUCUGCCUUGCCUUGUUGCUGCAUAAUACUCCACUCUGCCAACCCCACAUUGGCCACACUUUGAACAUAACAUCUUAGAAACACUAGGGAUUCAUAAGGACCUGAAGGAGAGAGGAGGCCUACCCCUAUAUUUGAAGCACACAUUCUGUUCUAGGAUUUCUCAUUUUCACUGAGCCAUGUGGGACCCAGUUGUAUGUACUCAUUCUUCAACUUUUACUGCUCAUCAGGAUUGGAGUAUUACACUAGCAGUCUUCAUCCUGCAGCAAUCUACAGCCCUUUAAAAAUGUAUUAUAAAGUUACUUAGAAGUAGUAUCUCAUUUCCCCAAUAUCCAGCUUUUUGUAGAAAUUGCUAAAGUGUUUAAUCAGCUAUAAAGGAAAUAUCUAUAAACUGUAAAGUGCUUAUACAUAUAAAUGGAUAUGACACAGAAACCAAUCGGAAAGCUGAAUUUAAUGCCCUACAGUGUCAGAUUAAAUUUACCUUCUUUAUGAUUACUGUCUUAUUUUUUAUGGCAGUAAGUUAGAAAGCAACGUUUUGAUUAAGGUUUGAGUAUUUGUAGGAGCUUAUUUGGAUAAAGGCAGCACUUCUAAGGACUUUUUUGAUAUCAUGAUCUGAAAUUUUCUCUGAAGAGCAGAGAUUUUGAGUUUUUGGUGUAACCCAUAGUGAAAAGUGCAUUUAUAUAAAAACAGCAUAUGAAUAAUGAAACAGUAUUUAUACCAUCUUGUGCAGUGCAUUUUCAUGCUUUUACAGUUUAUAAAAUAUGCCAGUUGUAACACAUUAUAUUGAUUUGUCUAUACAUAGAUUGCAGCCCUUAGUCUGAAGAAAACCCCCUUAUAGCAGAACUGAUAUUUAGUGAAUACACUCUUUGCCAGUUAGGGCAACUGAGCCUUAGAGUAAUUAAAUGAUGUGCAGAGGGUUAUUCAGUUGCAAAGGGUUCUGGAGAAGCCAGGGUGAAACUGGUUUGUUGAACUGUAAAAACUAUUCUGUUUCUGCAAUGCUAUACUGCCUCUCUCUGCUGAACCGAGGUGAGUCAUGUGUUCUGCCUCCCCCAGACCCUGUAUACAUACUCUGUAAGGCCAGCUUUGUACAUUUUGGUUUCUGCUUCUUGAUCUGAUUCCUCCUCAGCUGUCUGGAAGCCUCAUACUUUUUAAUGAUGGCUUUUACAGAAGUGCAUAGUGUUGAAUUUGAUCCUUAUACUAUAAAAUUAAGGUAUUUUCCAUCCCACCCAACCUACAAAUUAUUUUAUUCAUAGUUUAUAGUCAUUGUUUAAACAGUGCUUUUCAUACUUUUUAAUGAACUUUUUAAAGCAAAUCUUAGCAUAACUCACAGGGGAUGGUACUCGGGAACUUGUACUUUCGAGGCAGGUGUGGUGCCACUGAGCUAAAUCUCCGGCCCUAAAACGUUACUCUUUUGGGAAACCACGUAGAAACUGUAGUGAUGCUAGUAUUACUUAAGAUGUUUGAAACUUUUCUUUUGUAAUUGCCUCCAAAGACAUUUGCAAACCACAUAAAAGCCAUCUCCGUUUUAAUUAGACCAUACUUCCCUUGUCCUUGUGACUGCACCUCUCUUCCUCUCUGUUUUGCCUAUCUUCUGAUGGCUUAGCUCUCCUUCCCUAAUACACAGGAGCCAGGGACCUAAGGAUGCCCAGGAAGUGGUAUGCCACUGCUGCCUAGAAGUAGCCAGAGUUCCUGGAGCAAGGAUGACAUUGAGGUUACACUGAAACAGGCUGUCAAGGGAGAAUCCUUAAGUCCAAAAACCUGCCUGCCCACCUGUAUGUGCUGUAAGUUGUUUAUACAGGGGUAGCAACUAAAUACUGGUAAUAUUGUUCACAGGCAGUUGAAGAAACCUGUAAUAUAAAUAUACAGCAUACAGUAUUUUCUUCCUGUGAAAGUAUAGAAACCAAACCAUGCUUUGUUCACUUUAAAAAUGCAAGGUAUUUCAUUGCUGCCACAGGGAAUCUUUGGGAGGAUGGAUGAAAAAAAAGCCUGGGGAAAAGGUUCUCCUGUGACAUGGACAUUGUCAUCAUAAACCCAAAUGUGGCUGUGGCUCUUGGGUGCUUAUGAAUGCUAGAUGAUGUUUUCAGUAGUCAGGGCCAAGGAUUUAGCUCAGUGGUAUCGCGCCUGCCUUGCAAGCACAAGGUCCUGAGUUUGAUCCCUGGUACCAAAAAAUAAAAAAGUACAGAAUGUUUUCAGUAGUCAGAUGGACACUGCCCCUUUGGCCUAGGUAAAUAUACAACAUUCAGUUUCCGUUUGUUUUUUAUGAACAUGGUUUCUAGCAGGUAGUUCUCACUAUUAUUAAUUUUACACUCUUUCACAGAGAAAUUUCUUGGUUAUUAAAAACUAUGGUAAAGUAUCUUUGGCUACCAUCAAAUAAAUUAGUUUAUUAUGGCAAACAAUGUGCAAUAUUAACAAGACAAUGUGCAAUAUUAACAAGACAAAUUGAAAUAACAUAAAAGCUUUCAAAAGCAAGUAGUUUGUUCCAAAUCACAAGUCUAGUUUGCACAAGAGCUAGAAUUAUAGCCAUGGGAUGGUCUUGGAGAAAAAAAUCCAAGUAAUCUGUGUUUUUGUUAUGGCAUAUCACGCAGCCUGGUGAGGCUUUUGGUGUUUUCAGACCAGCUUCAACAUUCAAACAGGAAAGAAAUCUUUUCCCUAGAGGAAAUCACAUUCAAUUUUUUAACCUUCAAAACAAUGCUAGUCCUGUCACCUAUGCAUCUGAUAGCCAAGCCUGAGGGUUCUUCUUCAACAGUAUAAAUACUGUAGCCUUAAAUGGACCAUUGUCCAGCUCCUAUGAAUAACUUCACUAGUAACAAAGACAUUCAGUAGUCUACUUUUUUUCAUAUAUUUGCAAGUAUUUGAGAUUUUCUUACUUUAAGAUUAAUGACUGAGAUGUUCACUUGGGUUUCAUGAAUCAAACUCCCUAAAAAUAUGUUCCGUUUUAUUGUUAAAACCUUUGGUGUUGCCAAAGAUCAACACAAGAAAAGGCCUAAUGGUGAGCAUUCAUUUGUCAGUUAUGUUGCUCAGUGGUGCUUGAAUAAGGAAACAUGCAAUAAAAUUAAUUCAACAAACAUUUAACUGAAUUUCUGUUGUGUGUUGUAUGCUAGCCCAUCAUAGACCAGUACAACGAAUCUAUCCUAGUAAGUCAUUCAGUUACCUAAAGCAAGAGAAUCACAGCAAAAUACAGUAAAUACACUAAAGGAGGAAUGAACAAAGUAAUACAAGGUCAUAAAGAAUGGAGGGACUGCCUGCUUAGAAAAGGGGGAAGCUCUGUGGGACAUAUGGUUUUGAGUAGUACCUUAAGAAUAAUAUGCCUGGUUGAAGAAGAGUUAUGGGCUUCAGGUGGUAGAGGAACUGCAUAUCCAGAACUGCAUAGUGAAAACCAAGGAAUUAAAAGUAGCUGGAGAUGAAGCUGGUUAGAAGGAGAUACAUAGAGACUAGGGUGUUUAUUUAAAAUUUAGUAAUUCUUAGUAUAUACGAAUUAAUGCUUUGCUUUGUGUCAUGUAAGACUAUUAUCAAUCUUCAUUUGCCUAUGUUGCCUAGGAGGUGAACCUCACGUAUACUAGGGUUUUUGGUAUAUUUGCCCUCCUUUUCCACCUGUAGAAAAUGAUUCACAUUUUCUUUCUUCUCUGUAAGCUCCCAUUAAAUAUUGAACACCCAUUUUCUGCUAGUCAUUCUAUAAAUAUUUAUUAGAAACCUGCUGAGAAAAUAGUUAUGAAAUUCAUCUUUUAGUGUCCAAGGCCUUCACGGUACAGUUUUCCAUCUCUACAUGAAUGUUUCUUGACCAUUGCAAUUCAGUGUCUCCCAUUUCACCCAUGGUUAAUUGUGCAGGGGUAAAAUUCUUGCUGUGGUGGUGGGAUAGUCUCCAACUAGAUUGUAAACUUUUUAGACCAGGGAUCAUAUCAUCUGCUUCUUGCAGUAUUUCUUGGCAUGAAAUACAGUUGUUAUAGAUAGCUAAGUGAGGUAGAAAUAUUAUAGGCAGUCAAGGCUAGGUCCUUGAGGGAGUUAGUGCAGAUGAGAAUGCAUUAUAACUGUAGCUGCAGGUACAUCUGUCGAAAGCCAGGCCUCAAGAUAAGGAGAAUGACCAGGCCUACAUUGUCUCCCCAAAGGAUAAGCAAUACAUUAAAGGUUAUACCAUAAGUGGUGUCACCUGAUCCAAUAAAGUCUAGAUAGCCAUCAGUCACCCACGUAGGUGACCAGGACCUCCUGGUCGAUCUCUUCCUAACAAGGUCCUUGUUCUUUCCAUGUACACCUGCUACAUGACCUGUUUCCCCAUUGGAUCAAUAUUACUUAAGCAACUAUACUUGUAAUUUUAUUGGUUGAUCAUAGUUUUGACCCAUGUUAUCUCAUGAUUUUGCUCUAUAAAACUUCGAGAAAUGGACUCAUUGGCAACCUACUUUUAGGUCCCCUCCUGUCUCUCAGGAGCUAUCUCUCUCAAUAUUUUCCUAUUCUUAACCUCCAUAGUUGCUUAGAAUUCACUCAAUUUUGGGGAACGUGAAGUUGGCAUAUCUGGCAUCUAGCAGUUGAGAGUUAAAUUUAUUUCCCUUGUAUCAUUUGGGGGCCUGCACUGAGAUAAUUGGAAGGAGGUAGGAGUUUGCUUUUGUUUUGUGGAUUCUAGAUUGUGACUUGUUCGGGUAAUCAGAGAUUGUUGUCCUUGUUUGCCAAUUGUUUACACCUUGAAUUUUUAUGCCUUGUCUUUUUUUUAUGCCAUUGUUUUUUGUUGAAAUGAUGAUAAAUUUAAGUUGAGAACAUG
Heterocephalus glaber (naked mole-rat) is the source of this 8416-nucleotide messenger RNA. RefSeq names its product syntaxin 17 (gene Stx17). The record is from RefSeq and is a predicted model, not a curated record. Gene Ontology annotation, biological process: vesicle fusion; intracellular protein transport; exocytosis. Lineage: Eukaryota; Metazoa; Chordata; Mammalia; Rodentia; Bathyergidae. Gene Ontology annotation, cellular component: endomembrane system; plasma membrane; SNARE complex. Gene Ontology annotation, molecular function: SNARE binding; SNAP receptor activity.